GUUGAUUUUUAUCUUUCACCCAGAUCGGUAGCUUUUUGACUAAUUAAACUACUUCACUAAAUGGAAAUUAUAGUUAGAUAAAUUCAAUAAAAGUGAAUUGAUCUUUCUAGAUAAUAAAAAUUGGUGUAUUUUUGAUAUUAAUCAUGUAUGCAUUGAUAUUAUUUUUGCUACCGCUAUCGACGGUAUUCGGUCAAGCAGUGAUUCAUGCACCAUAUCAAGUUGGGAUUUAUCGUUUUGACAAUUACAAUCCAAGUUUUGGAGCAAAAAACUUUCCAAUAUGCUCAGCAGCAAUAAUUCAUCCAUUAUUUUGUCUGACUACAGCAGAUUGUGUUCAUGCCCGUAUCGUUGUUCACAACAUUGUUCAACCGUAUCCACCAAAGUCGAUCUACAUAAAAUCGGGGAAUUUUUCAGAAAUUCGUGAAAAUAUCAAAUAUGUUAAGGAUAUUUACAUUCAUCCGGAAUUUAAUAGUACGACAUUGAACAAUGAUAUUGCAUUGAUACAGGUCGAGGCUGCGUUUCAAUUCAUUCAUCCGUACAGUGAACGUUGGGUUCAAUUGCCAGACAUUUUCACAAAUUAUAAUAAAUGUAUAUAUAGCGUAAAUAAACCAAAUAUGGGGCAAAAUGAUCUAUAUCCAUUCGGUGAAGUCAGACAAACAACUGUCGUGAAUAAUUCGAUAUGCCAUGGAAAUCUGUCGAGUUUUCUGCCUCAAAAUAAUACCAACAAAAUGUGUUCGUUCUAUCAAUUUGAUCAUUCGUUCAUGUGCCAAGUACCUGAAAGUCAAUUGAGUCUGAACCGUGAUCGUGGAACACCUCUGAUCUGCGACAACACAUUGGCCGGCUUAAUGUCGGCUAUUAUACCAACAAACAUAACAAAUUCCACAGAUACAUGUACGAAAACAUUGAGAACUUAUGCUUAUUAUACAAGGGUAGCUCGCUUUGAAAAAUGGAUUCGUAGCAUGAUGAAUAAUUCGCCGGAACAUAUGCCUGAUGGAAAACCAAUUCCGAUUAUUCCAAUUUCACCACCAUAUCAAAAUAAUCUCACCGCGUCAAAACCUGGCAAAAAUGCCGCUACAAAUAAUGGUCCGAACUUUAUCGUGAUGAUUUUUAUCACAUGGUUACUGAUCCAUAAAUUUUCAGCAAUCUAGUUUAGUCAUUUACAAGGUGAGAAAAAAUAAUAGAUGAAAAAAAAGUUGUGUCAUUGUGACGAUUAUUAGAUAAAAAUCAAAUGUAAAUAGUAGUAGAGAUAUAAAAAUUACAAAAUAAA
Molecule: messenger RNA, 1264 nt
Organism: Contarinia nasturtii (swede midge)
Lineage: Eukaryota; Metazoa; Arthropoda; Insecta; Diptera; Cecidomyiidae
Product: chymotrypsin-like protease CTRL-1
Exons: 7
Coding region: 144-1145 (333 amino acids)
Biological process (GO): proteolysis
Molecular function (GO): serine-type endopeptidase activity
Source: RefSeq, a predicted model, not a curated record